Carassius carassius (crucian carp) is the source of this 1288-nucleotide messenger RNA. RefSeq names its product SBDS ribosome maturation factor (gene sbds). The record is from RefSeq and is a predicted model, not a curated record. Gene Ontology annotation, biological process: ribosome biogenesis; cytosolic ribosome assembly. NCBI's taxonomy places the organism in Eukaryota, Metazoa, Chordata, Actinopteri, Cypriniformes, Cyprinidae. Bases 266 to 1018 code for a protein of 250 amino acids. The transcript has 6 exons.
GGGUUAAAGGUGAUGGUUAUGCAAUCAAUUAAAUGGCACAACGUGUCUUCUUCUCGUCCCUGAAUCCGCGGUAGGCUUUCCUCGGUCAUGCUGGAGGCUAGGUUACAAAAAUAAUGCAAAACGUUUCCAUGUUUUCUUAUUAAUUCCCAACAAGUCCUCCAGGGGGCGCUGCGGCGGGGAGGCGCGGUUAAUGAUCGCGAGGGAGUGACGGGAAGAAAAUACAGUCAGUAUAAACGCAGCAGCGAGAGCCUAAAGCGUGUCAAAGAUGUCAAUAUUCACACCUACUAACCAGAUCAGGUUAACUAAUGUCGCCGUCGUGAGGAUGAAGAAAGGAGGGAAGAGGUUUGAAAUCGCCUGUUAUAAGAACAAAGUGAUGAGCUGGAGAUCUGGAGCGGAGAAGGAUCUUGAUGAAGUCCUGCAAACAAACUCAGUGUUUGUCAAUGUGUCCAAGGGUCAAGUGGCCAAGAAGGACGACCUGUCAAGCGCUUUCGGCACAGAAGACCUGACAGAAAUAUGCAAACAGAUUUUAGCUAAAGGAGAGCUGCAGGUGUCAGACAAGGAGCGCCAGAGUCAGCUGGAGCAGAUGUUUCGUGACAUCGCCACUAUCGUGGCAGAAAAGUGUGUGAACCCAGAGACCAAGCGGCCCUACACCGUGAGUCUGAUCGAGAGAGCCAUGAAGGACAUCCACUUCUCUGUGAAGGCCAACAAGAGCACCAAACAGCAGGCGCUCGAGGUCAUCAAGCAGCUGCAGCAGUCCAUCCAGAUCCAGAGAGCUCACAUGCGGCUGCGCUUCGUCCUGCCGGCCAGAGACGGGAAGAGACUGAAGGAGAAGCUCAGACCCUUGAUCAAGACCGUAGAGAGCGAGGACUUCGACGAGCAGCUGGAGAUGGUGUGUCUGAUCGAUCCGGGAUGUUUCCGUGAUGUGGAUGAGCUGAUCCGCUGCGAGACUAAAGGCAAGGGGACACUGGAGGUGCUCAGUCUCAAAGACGUGGAGGAAGGAGACGAGAAACUAGAAUAAACUCAAAGCAACACCUUCGCUUCAUACGAAGAGUUACAUCACGCUCUGAAUAUUAGCACCAUAUUCACAGCUUCAGGAACAAUACUAAAUCUGACAAACUCCUUUAAUAAUAAAAAAAACAUGUCCCUAAAUACUAAAUCAUGCUCCGUUGCAGUAAUUCAUUUUCUGUGAAAAUUAAAUUAACUUUAUUUUAAGAUAAUGUUAAAAGUAAUAUACAGUGAGAUUGUGUAAGAGUGCGUUGUUUGCCAUCAUUAAAUCUGUGCUCUUCAA